UUGAAAAUAAAAGUGAAAACCUUUGAAGUACAUAACAUACUACCAAAACUUGAAUCUCAAAAUUCCGUAUGUAUCACACUUACCAUCAACAAUCGAGCCAAAUCUUUAUCUGAAAACAUUAAUAAUAACUAAAAAUAGCUAAAAUGAGUAGCCGAUAACAUGUUAUUCAUGUUUUUACAUUUCCUUUUCGUUAACACGCUACCGACUUUCGUGCUGAGCGUUGGGUUUCCUGAUUAGAAACGGAUCAAAGAAGUUGGUCAUGAAGUUGAAGCUGGAAUUUGAUGAAUUUGUUGGUUAAUACCAAGUUUUAAUUCGAUAGUUAUUACACUGACACAGUAUCUUUCAAAUUUUUUGUUCGAGCACUAUGCUUUUUUGGAAGAAAAUUCCCGUUAAACUUAGAAAAAGAGUUUAAUAAUCGGCUUUUGAGGUUAUGUUUAUGCAAAGACAUCACUAAAUUUUAAACCACAAUUAAAUCGAAUUGAUAGUUGUCUUGUCAAAUAUGUCAUCCCAAGAGACAUCUAGUAUAAACUUAAUUUUCAAGCAACUAGAGUCCUCUUCUUCAGCAACUGUGUUGAGGAGUCUUCUGGAACUCAGAAAUAAACUUCUCAAGUCUCCUACAGGGGUCCAGCUGUUCAGAAAGAACAAUGGAUCAAAAUACCUAUUUAGAUUUGUUAAGAAACCCAACGAAAAAAUUCUUGACACCACUUUAAGCAUUUUAGCCAAUUUGUGCUUAGACGAGUACUUUAAGUGUCAGGUUGCAGAAGAACCUGGAUUACUUGUUCACAUUCUGAGCCUUAUAUCUCACAUGCAAAAAGACAGCAUCAUUGGACGAGCAUGUCGUUUGAUUGGUAAUUUAGCCACCAGUCAAAAUAUAGCAGUGAAACUUUAUCAGAAAGGCGCUGUACCAAAACUGAUUGAAUCUUUAAAGUCAAAGGAAAGUUCUGCUGGUACUAAACAGAUGGCUGUAAGGGCCUUAAGAUUGCUGUGGGAGGCUGAAAUCAGCCAAGACAAAAUGCUUCAAGAUGAAGUUGUACGAACUAUUUCAAGUCUUUUGAACACACCUGUUGAUGAACUUCUACAAGCUGUUCUGAAGGCUUUAGCAAUUUUCACUCACCGGUGUAGUGAGCGCUGUGCUCUUCAAGUUCAAGGCGAUGGUAAAGGGUUUGAAGAACUUAUUGCGUCUAUAAAAAAUUGUUCUAAACAUGAGCUGCCUGUUAGUGUCAUAUUAAACCUUUGUUAUGUACCUGAGGUGCGUCCCUUAUUGGGAACUGCAGGUGCCAUAGAAGCUGUUAUGAGUCUUACAGAUAGUAAAAACAAACAUCAAUGUUAUUCUGAUGUUGUUUCUAUACUUUGUCUUCUUAGUCGUGAGUCUGUGAAUAGAAGUAAAGUUCGAAGAAAUGGUGGACUAGAAGUAUUGUUGGAUACAUUGCGCCUUGAAUCUUAUCCAAAUUUGGAAGCGAGGACUUUGAAUGCAAUGCUUCAUUUUAUAUAUGAUGAAUGUGGUCUUGAGAUUUUAAUUAAAGAUGGUCUAGUUCCUGUGCUAGUGAAAAAACUGAUCAAAGCAGUAGAUCAACUUGGAAGUGUACAUAAUGGUCAAAUUAGUAAGGCGUGCAUAAAUAAUUCAUCAGCUUCAGCGGACAGUAAUCACAAGCGUAUACGUCUAUCAAAUUGCAAAGAAGAAGGUGUUUCUUUUUCAUAUGACAAAGACCCUCUUGGACUUAGAGUACGAGAAAUAGCCUCAUCAUCCAUGAGGUUUGAGUCCCCAGGUGGUCAGUGGAGCCCAGGAAGUUCAAGAAGCGUGGAAUUUUCUCCUGACACAAUGAGGACCUACAGCCCACCUCUUCUUAAUUUAAGCUGUAGUCCCACAUCCUCUGCUUUGUCCCCUGCAUCACAUUUUUCUCCUCCAUCACCACUUUCUGAUGCAUAUUCUCCAGUCUGUGGUUACAGUAGUAGUGAAGACGAAAAGCCAGAAGAAACAGAUGUUGAAACUGUUGCUGACUGUUAUGCUGAUUCUGAUAGUGAAGUUACCAGCCCAUGCUUAAAAGAUAAAGAUGAUAUUGAUGAUAUUCAGGAGGCUUUAAAUGCCAACCUCCCAUCAAAUAAUACUUCAAGACACGGUUUGAUUGAAAGCUGGUGCUUACUGCUAUUGUCAAGGGUGUCACACAUGGACUCUCUUGUAGAUGAUAUGAUUUCCAGUAGCACUGUUGACACGCUCUUGCAGUACUACACUAUGCUGGAACCUCCCCAUCCUAGGGCAGCAAGAAUUCUUCAACGCAUUACAAGGAAUCAUCACUGCCUUUUACCUCUCAUGCGAGCUGGUCUAGUACUAAAAGUAAAUAAAAGAUUGUCAGGAAAGCUUCACGACAACUGUUCUCGCUGUCUUGAUUUUGAUAGUCUUGGAAAUUCUUUACUGUCGCAACUUUCUGUAAUAGCUGAAUCAGGUUUUGGGGAAGGUGUGAUUGUGCAUAAUUUAAUGUGUGCUGCAAGACCUGUCCAGUCUCAUCUCAUUGUCAGCAUUCCAUACAUCAUAAGAAAAAAGAAACUUCUACAUCAAAUGCUUAGCUGUAAGAUCAAUACUAUAACUGGUCUUGAUCUUCUUAUACAAUUAAUGACAGACGAAUAUGGUGAUGGUAUGUCUGUAGAGGCUACCGACAGUGUCAAUCACCUUGUUCAGCAAAUCGGUGCAGUGCCAAAAGAUGUCCCAAAGACCUUUAAGAUAAAAAUGUGCAGGAGAACUACUAGUAACUGUUCAAAGUUAAUUCAAAAAUCUUCUGCUGCUGAUGGUAAUGAUCUUAUUCUUUUGAAGUUAGAUAAUGGUGCUACUGUUCCAGUGAAGAAGGGUGAACUGUGCGAAGAAUCUCCUAUGUUCACUGCAAUGCUUACUGGUAAUUUUAAUGAAAACGGGAAAAAUUGUGUGCCUAUAAAAGAUGUGUCAGAAGAGUAUCUCUCUGUUCUUUUGUCUUUAAUGCGUGCCCCAACUCAUUGCUUAUGCUGUUUGUGGUGUCGUGACAUAAAUUUUGCAUUUGAAAUUCUGAAACUUGCUGAUCGGUUUAUUCUACCAAAAGUUAUUGACAAAGUAGCUAAUUGGUUAGUUUAUCGGUUGACUCCUGAUGUUGUGUGCUCAUUUUACUUGCAAGCACAAAAUUUACGUCAUGUGCUAUCCAAAAGUGAAAUGCUUUCCAGAGAAUCUUUGCAUUUUGCUCUAUCAGAAGUAAUUGACAGAGAAAAACGCCAUGAAAUAUUUUCAGUUUUACUAAAUUCUGAUCAUAAAAGUCAGUUCAUAGAUGAUCUUACUGUUCUAAUAAAACUUAGUGUAGAAAAACCAAGUUAAUUUCCUCAAACUCAAGGAGCUUUUCAACUCGCUCAGUCUUCUCACCAUUUUAAUUUUUCUUGUAACUUACUUUACAUCUGUUAAAUAGCUUCAUGGCGAUGGGUUUGAAGUUGUAACGGUUGUAACUAAGUCAAUGCGUCAUUAUUUUGGUUAUUAACACGUUGAGUCCCACGUGACCACAAGUAUGGUCACAAAGCAUGUGAUUUAUGGCCCCCUGGGACUCAACGUGUUAAUGAAAAGUAUUAUUUACUUUCCGAAAAGUUUCUCUAUCUCAUUUUAUUUCUAGCUUAGAACCGUUGUUAAUCUAAUCAACAUGUGCACUUGGCACCUAAAAAACUUCCUCAUAUGAUAAGUUUGUUAAGAUGGAACAAGCCUCUCAGUAAUAUUGUUCAGAUUACCUAUCUCUUGUUAUCUAAUCAAAAUUAAUUCAUCCAUGUCUGAUACAGAGAAUUCUUUCUCUAUGUUGUGAGGUGCAGUCUUGUAAAGUUGUGAAGGAUAGCUGGUUGUUAAAAUUUUCUUGUUACCUGUUUCCUAGUUUCUGUUUUUGACAGCUUCGUCUUUUUUUAAUGUAUUAUUUUUGAAAGUAACUUAUUCUGCAUAGCUAAAACUUAUUGUGUUGUGAAAUGAUUACCUAAUGUGUAGUGUAAGUUGUAGUUUUGACAGGUGAUACAUAUGUGAUAUGAUUUGUGAUUUUGUUUAUGUCCUGGUUUCAAGUGUUAUCAACUUUGUUUUUGGUUGUAUUGUAAUUUUUUGUCAUGUUUACCAAUUCUUUGUGAUUGAGAAUUUGAUAAAAACGUCAUGAAUUGUGAUAUUA
Molecule: messenger RNA, 4145 nt
Organism: Frankliniella occidentalis (western flower thrips)
Lineage: Eukaryota; Metazoa; Arthropoda; Insecta; Thysanoptera; Thripidae
Gene: Rnb
Product: armadillo repeat-containing protein 5
Exons: 10
Coding region: 500-3331 (943 amino acids)
Biological process (GO): anatomical structure morphogenesis
Cellular component (GO): cytosol
Molecular function (GO): protein binding
Source: RefSeq, a predicted model, not a curated record